AAAAUGCGUCAUACCCUGUGGGGCUCCGUCAGACAGAGGCUGGAAUUCAAACAAUGCGCCAAGAUGGUUUUCUGUAAAGGAAGUGACGCACGGGGCAAGCCGUCUAUAUGCUCCGCGUUCUACGUGUACUCUCUGGCCCAGCUGCCGGCGGGUCUGAAUUGGAAGAUGGCUGCAGUGGAGCGUACGCCUGUUAAGGAAGGAGUCCGGAUCGCGUUGCUUUGUCUAUGUUGGUAUACCGUCAGCUCUGGAGGAAACGUCGUCAACAAAAUCAUUUUAAAUGGAUUUCCCCAUCCUGUCACCGUCUCGCUCUUUCACAUUUUAUCUAUUGUCGUCUUCCUGCCACCUUUACUGCGGGCAUGGGGAGUCCCAAAAACUGAACUGACUGGGAAAUACUUCCGAUGGUAUAUUCUGCCUUUAGCUUUUGGAAAAUACUUUGCGUCUGUGUCCGCUCACUUCAGUAUAUGGAAGGUUCCAGUGUCCUACGCUCACACAGUCAAAGCCACAAUGCCAAUAUGGGUCGUCUUGUUGUCACGAAUCAUCAUGAAGGAGAAGCAAACGACAAAGGUGUACCUGUCCCUCGUACCCAUAAUCGGGGGUGUGCUUCUGGCCACCGUGACCGAGCUAUCCUUCGAUCUCUCCGGGCUGAUCAGUGCCCUUGCUGCCACCCUCUGCUUCUCCUUGCAAAACAUAUUCUCCAAAAAGGUUUUGCGAGACACACAUAUUCACCACCUACAGCUUCUCAACAUCCUUGGAUUCUAUGCGGUGUUCUUCAUGGUGCCCACCUGGGUACUGGUGGACUUGCCUGCGUUUCUUGUGGAUGCAGACUUGACGGAAAUGUCCAACUGGACUGGGACCCUCCUGCUCCUCUUCCUGAGCGGGUUCUGCAACUUCGCCCAGAAUGUGAUCGCCUUCAGCGUGCUGAACCUGGUCAGCCCCCUCAGCUACGCUGUGGCCAACGCCACCAAGAGGAUCAUGGUCAUUAGCAUCUCACUCCUGCUGCUGCGCAACCCCGUCAGCUCCUCUAACAUGCUGGGCAUGCUAACAGCCAUCCUGGGGGUCUUCUGCUACAACAAGGCCAAGUAUGAUGCAAACCAGGAGGCCAAGAAGAAGCUACUCCCAGUCUCCAAGCAAGACAUGAUGUCCUUCGAGCACGUGAGCACGGGGUUGGAGAAGAUGCAGCCCAACGGUACGGUGCCUUUCCCGCACGGGCCGGACGUUCAGUACGGCCGGAGUAACGUUCUCACCGACCACUUCCAGUACAGCCGACAGGCCUACACGAUGGGCUACGGGUCCAACCAGUACGACGUAUAGGCCGGACCGGUGCCGGGUCGCUGAGACUGUUCGAUUACCCGUUUCCUGUGUGUGUGAAUGGUCCCCUGUGCUGUCCAGACCUGCUGUGGGGGGAACGGAGGGGGAACACCGAGGCUUUGGGCAAUGAAAGGGGCAGACCUGCAGAUUCUCACAGAGCGAGAAAGGCCGUUUGUCUUGACAGGUUCCCCUCCCCUCCGAUUCCUUUUUCUCAGCUUUUAAACACAAAGAAAACAUCUGGUGAACUGUGAACUUUUCCCUUUGCUUUUUUUGUCGCGCAGACAUUUUCUCCUUUUGCUGCAGAAAUCAUCGUUGGCACGGAUGUUGCGCUAAACUGGUCGUCUGCAGUAUUUUCAGCCCAGUUUCCGGUCGGGUUGAACAGACUUUCUCAUGUGGUGUAAGUGUUAUAAAAGGUUAAAGUCUUCUCCUUCUCCAAGGCCCCCUACUUGUUACUGAUGUUUGCAGAUUUUAUUUAAUUUUUUUGUUCAUCUAGUCAUAUAAUGGAAGUAAACUUGGUUUGUUUUCCAACUGCAUUAUUUUCUGUAAAUGACAAAUGGCCAAAGUGUUAAGAUUUAGGUGCAGAUAUUCAGGAUGUCAACAUUUAGCAUGAUAUUAAACAUGCAUCUUUGUUAGUGCUCGACUUAUUCAGUUCAUAUUCAAAGAACUGACAGGAGAUCAUGCUUGCUCUGUGUGUUUUGUGGUUAUACAGUUAUUUUAUCAAAUCUCUACUGAAAAUGAUGCCCAAACAUUAUACAUCUAAAAGGGUCAGUGGCUGAAUUAGCCGUGUUUAGGAAUGUCCGCCAUUUUGAAAUGUUAUUAUAUAAUGGGUCAGUUUCACAGACACAGAUUAAGCCUACUCCUUGACUAAAUUCAAUUUUGAAUAGAGGAUCUCCAAACAAACUGGCCCAUUGGUUAGCAGAGCUGUACCCUGUCACCUCACCCUCACCCUGACCCUGUCAAAGACCCGUGUCUGAGUCCAAUGUCACUGUAGAUAUUCAGUUUCACAUCUAUUUAUUAGACUCAACUAGUCAUUGCACUACUGAUGUAAUGAUGACUACUGGAAAUUGAAACAAUAGAGAUCUCGAACCCUGACUAAAAAAUAAAUAAAAAAUAAAAACUAUUCUGCAAAGGGAUGACAAACAAAUUCAGUACCAAGUGUCUCAUGUGACUGGUUUAAUGAAGCAAGCUUCCCACAGUGACAGAAUGCUAUGCUACCCCAGGUCAUUCGGUGUGGCCCUAUAGUGAACUAAAUGAGAUGGCAAACAUGCUGAUUUAUCCCAUGGGUGGUUCAGGUCUGUUCUGCUCCUCAUUGCAGAUAUGGUCUUGGGUCCUGUUUGCCUUGGUUUAUGUCUGCUUACGGUCCUACGUGUUGGUUCAUGGUCACGUACUUGCCUGUAUAUUACUUGGUUUUUGACGGGUCUCCAAUGACCUGUGGUCUGCCAUUGCUUGAGUCUUUGCAGAAAUGGGAUUUUCUUUUCACCACACUGUUAUAAAAAAAAUAAUGAUAACCCUAUCAGAGUAAUACAAAACUGCACAAUUAGACCAGGUGUUUCAUUUUAUUUUUCAUGUGGAAUGCUGUUUCCCACAGCUAGUAAGUCUGACCCGUUAGAAUUCUUCUUUGCUCUGUUAGAAUGAUGACUGGCAUGGCACGCACAAAAUAAUCUCUGCUGUUCUCAUUUGUCAGAACUUCACCAGUCUAGAUGAGGGUCAAAUGUAAAUGUCAUUUUUAAUUGUGGCAUACCACAGAACAGUACUCCCUUAAUUCUUUUGACAUGUUUCAUUAACUCAAAGGGUUCCUUGUUCUAACCUGAAAUCAACAAUCUUUAUGCUUCCUCCUAUUUUUUGUACAAAGGAAGGUUUAAUUAUCAGGCUGCUUAAUUUUUUUUUUUUUACCAAUAAAUUAGUACAAAUCGGUGCAAUAAAGGCACCCUGCAUGGUGCAAUUAGAAAAGCAAUGGGAUUCUACAAGUCUCAGACUUGGAGCUAUAGCUUUAAAAAAAGUAGUAGAUUCACAUUGAGACUGAUUGGUUAGUACUGCAGUAAUUUGUCAUAUUUUAAACCUUAUUCACUUUCCUACAUUGUCAUUGAAGGCCGCUAUAACUGAGAAUCUGCUCAUUGACAUGUAAAGCUACAGUACCGGUUUGUGCGCGAGUGUGUGUGCAUCGGUAUACUCCACCUGCCGCACAUAUUUUAGGCAAUGGCACAAAUAAGCAACAGUUGAUAAAGGAAGCUUAGACGGGCUCUGUCGUCCAAAUUAAGUCCAAUGCGGCCUUGUUGUGUUGUUUGUAUGCAUGGAGUGUAUAUAUGUACAGUUUCGCUCGUGUAAAUAUGCGGUUUUGCCGAUUUUUAUUUAUUUUUAUUUUAUUUUAUUUUCCCGAAAAAAAAAGAUCAGCUUUAUUGUCGCGAUGUUUGAAGGGUUGACCCUUGGUAUAGAUAUAUAUUUAUUUAUAUUUUGUCGGCACCAACAUUUCAGUGAAUGACUGGUUUUCUCGAUUUUCAAAGAUUUGACAGAUUGUCCAGGUGAAUGUCUGAAAUAUUCACAAAUCAAUGAACUCUAAGGCCAGUUAGUAAUGUAUACAUUUCAGGAAUUGUUUCAGACAGACGUUAAUCUUUGUGCGCCUUCAUUUUGCACGUAUGAGGACGAGAAUAAAUUAAUUAAGUAAUGCACCCCUCUUAAUUACAAACAAUACAGGAUCCGGCAGGCAGGUCGUAUUGCUAAUGAUAUUGGUCUCAUUGCUGUUGCAACCAUCAAUUUUCAGAAGUGAACAUCAACAUUGCGUACAUGAAGCGUUUUCAGGAAAAGACGAGUUAUUAUUGCUGUUUAUAUUACUUUUAAAUGGUGAUCAGUCUCUCUCAAUGUGAAAAAAAAAAACACAAAAAAUGUGAGUGAACUGAAGCCAUUGUUUACCAUUAUCCUCCCCUCAAAGUUGCUUUUAUACCUUUUUUCAUGUGAAAUGUAUUCGGGCGUCCAAUGUCCGAGUAAAAAAAACACACACAGACCAAAAAAAAAACGUUUGGCAAAUACAUUAUCUAAACUGUGCAUAUACUGUUUGAAACCUCAACUGUAUGAUGUGUAGCUAUUUGCAAACAUCUUAUUCAUUGUAUAACUGAAAGUUGUAUGUUGCAGAACUCUACGAUUCCGACGUCUGUUUCAGGACAUGGCAUACUAAAUCUUUUAUAUUAAAAAUGACUAUUAAAUUAACUUCUGAUCAAAUGGUCUCAUUAGUUCCCUAGAUUGAUUGCAUUGACCACGGUUACAUGUACGCAAUGUUUCAAUUUUAAAUGCAAAUUCUUAUCAAUUUCUUACAUCGUUAGUUUGAGUCCGUUUUACACAUUGUGUAACGGACUUCACCGAGUAUCUCCGUCGUGACGUUCCCAUUCGCCUACCGCAUUAUAUUUCAACACGUGCGCUUGUGAGCGCUUACUGCAAACGUACUACUGGUUACUCUGAUCAAUAGACCUAUGUGUCGCUCGCUACAUGCCUGAUAUUCCAGGUUAUUCUGAGUACGUAUGAGCAACAUCUCAUAUUCCACUACUGAUUUUAGGGGUACAAUACUGCAUUAUUAUUAGUAUUGCAUUAAAUAAUAUGUUUAUAUUGUCACUUUAUAUUCGGAAUGUAUGUGUAGGAAAAGGCGAGAUGGUGUAUCUGCAUGUAAGCGUGGUUUUUGUGAGAAUUUUAAGCAUCUUCGUCAUUUAAAAAUAGCGAUUCUGGGACUUUUUUGUCAUUAAGUUUGUUUCUAUUUCCUGGAAUGUACAUUAUUUGCUGAUAGUAUGGUUUUUUUUUAAUGCUAUUGUGCAAAAUGCAGCUUUAAGUUUGAUUUUGUUUCAAAGAAAAGCAAAUAGUAUUUUUAUUAAACCACAGUUUAUAGAUUUUUAUUUACAUUGUCUGGGUACUUAAAGUUGUGUAAACCAGUGCAUCGGUGCGCUGAUCUCUGCUUCAGUUGAGUAAAAUACAAAUUUUGUCAAAAUAAAUGAUGAAUGCAAAA
Molecule: messenger RNA, 5293 nt
Organism: Conger conger (European conger)
Lineage: Eukaryota; Metazoa; Chordata; Actinopteri; Anguilliformes; Congridae
Product: solute carrier family 35 member E1-like
Exons: 7
Coding region: 4-1311 (435 amino acids)
Cellular component (GO): Golgi apparatus
Molecular function (GO): antiporter activity
Source: RefSeq, a predicted model, not a curated record